CGAGCGUGGAAGUGCCUUGAGGAGAAUAAUGUCAUUUUUGUGUGGUACCAUGCCGAAAUGGAAGAACCAAACUGGUAUCCUGAGCCCAUUCCGCAAAUUGCUAAUCGGAGUUACUGGUGUCAGGGUCGUAACGAAUAUAUUAUCUGCUCUCACAUCCAGGAAGUACCAGAAAAUGGAUCAGAUAUGGCUCACUUGGACUACCUGCAUACACCAGGAAUGCUGUUUCCUGGAUUAUCUAAGCACACGUGGACCGAUACGAAUUGGCAACCUCGGCCAACACAUUUAGCCGAAGGAUCGCCUGCUCGACCCUUCCAUGCCUCCCUCACACUCACUCAUGCCCUUAAACUCUUCGGAAAAUUUACAAUACUAAAGGUCCGGGUAACAGCGGAGCAACUCGGUCCUGCUUACGUUGAGCUCACUGUUAAUACAAGUGUGGGUCAAAUGUUCAUUAUUGAAACAGUGACGCCAAUAGAGCCUUAUGUUCUGCGGAUAACUCACUCAUUGUACUCGGCACCUCACCACGGACUCUACGGCAAAAUCAUCUUCUUGGGUCAGUGCUUCAUGUUCGAGAGGGAUAUAACAGUAUGGAACCACAAGGAGUUCAUCAAAAAUGCCAUUCUUCUUCCUGAAGAUAAAAGAGUGAAAGCCUUCAGGCAGUGGUAUAAACAAUUUUAUUCUCCAAAUAGUCCAACUUAUCAGUCCAUCAAAUCCCUCGAGUGGUAAUAACACAAUCACUCUGAUAGA
Fopius arisanus is the source of this 744-nucleotide messenger RNA. RefSeq names its product cholesterol desaturase daf-36-like. Gene Ontology annotation, molecular function: oxidoreductase activity. The transcript is spliced from 2 exons. Lineage: Eukaryota; Metazoa; Arthropoda; Insecta; Hymenoptera; Braconidae. The coding region runs from base 58 to 723 and encodes 221 amino acids. Gene Ontology annotation, biological process: cholesterol metabolic process. The record is from RefSeq and is a predicted model, not a curated record.